This is a messenger RNA of Triticum aestivum (bread wheat), 881 nucleotides long. RefSeq names its product auxin-responsive protein IAA8. The transcript is spliced from 4 exons. Gene Ontology annotation, biological process: regulation of DNA-templated transcription. Gene Ontology annotation, cellular component: nucleus. The coding region runs from base 61 to 684 and encodes 207 amino acids. NCBI's taxonomy places the organism in Eukaryota, Viridiplantae, Streptophyta, Magnoliopsida, Poales, Poaceae. The record is from RefSeq and is a predicted model, not a curated record.
CACACGGCCAUAUAAACCUCAGCAUUCUCUUCUGCCACCGCUCCCCCACUCUCUCGUCUGAUGGAGUGCAAGGCGGCGAGCGAGUCGUCUUCGUCCUCGUCCGCUCCCUCUUCUUCCAUGGAUAGCUGUGGCGCCGGCGGGCCGCGGGCGACGGUCUCCACGGCGUCGUCCUGCUACCGGCCGGCGAUCCACAGGGACCUAAGCACGGACCUUCACCUCGGGCUCAGCCUGCGGUCGUGCUCCUCCUCCUUCCACACGGCUGACGGCGUCUCCGCUUCCACUCCAAGGAGCACCCUGACGACGACGACGAUGAGGCCAGCGGCGCCGUCGCCGGAUCCGGCGUACGAGAGAGGCGGCGGCGGCAGCCAUGGGCAGCAGUCGCUAUUUGUGAAGGUGUACAUGGAGGGCGUCCCCAUCGGCCGGAAGCUGGAUCUGCUGCUGCUGGACGGCUACGACGGACUCCUCGCCGUCCUAGGCCGCAUGUUCAAGGCCUCCAUCAUACAUCCGGAUACCGUCGGCCGUGAUCACCGAGUGGUUCUUGGGGAGAAGCAGGCUCGCCAUGUUGUCACUUAUCAAGACCAGGAGGGGGACUGGCUGAUGGCCGGGGACGUGCCGUGGGAGCUAUUCCUGGCGGGUGUGAAGAAAUUGAAGAUUGCAAGGGUGGAUAGUAGCAUCUCUGAUUGAUUCAACGAGGGCGACUCAUGUGGCCUCCAUUCCUGGGUGUGCUUGGAUUUCAUUAAUUCAUUUAUUUGGGGGGUUAAGAUGAGAUGGUUAUCUCUUGGUGAAGUCGGCUGCUUCAUAAUGUACAGUCUGCAAAAAGUGCGGGACAUAUUCUUGAAAAAAAGGCAACACAUAUAUAAUACUUUUUUUAAACUAUUUUC